GAUAUAUUUAUGAAAUUUGUGUAUUGUUUUUUUUCUCUGCUCCUUUGUCCUAGUCUUUGUAAUAUACGUGUUUUCGGUCUUGACGAGUUUUGAGGAUAUACUUGAGAUUUUGUUGCUUAAUAAUUUCAUCGAGGCUACUAAGACAUGAACAGGCUCCUGAGAAAUGCUGCAAACGCAAUGCUGCAGAGUUACGCAAAACUCUCGAAAACACUUCUCCUCAAUUCCCAUUCAUUCCCUAAAACCCUAACCACCGCGGCCUCACCCCGAGACGAGUACUUUGCAGUGAUUCACCACGUCUCCAACAUCGUGCGCCGCGACUUCUACCUGGAACGCACCCUCAACAAGCUCCGCAUUCACGUCACCCCGGAGCUAGUCUUCCGUGUUCUCCGCGCGUGCUCCACCGCCUCCACGCCCUCCCUCCGCUUCUUCAACUGGGCUCUAUCCCACCCCUCCUACACCCCCACCUCUCUCGAGUUCGAACAAAUCGUCACCACCCUCGCCCACGCCAACAAUUACCAAACCAUGUGGUCCCUCAUCCGUCAAGUCACCCUCCACCACCGUCUCUCCCUCUCCCCUGCCGCCGUCGCCACCCUCAUCGACGCCUACGGCCACCACCGCCACAUUGACCAGGCCGUUGAAGUCUUCAACAAGGCCGCCGUCCUCAACUGCCCCCAAACCCUCCCGCUCUACAACGCCCUUCUCAAAUCCCUCUGCCACAACCGCCUCUUCCACGGCGCCUACGCCCUCCUCCGCCGCAUGCUCCGCAAGGGCGUCCACCCCGACAAGACCACCUACUCUAUCCUUGUCAACGCCUGGUGCUCCUCCGGCAAACUCCGCGAGGCCAAGCUCUUCCUCAGGGAAAUGAGUGACAAAGGCUUCAACCCUCCCCUUCGUGGCCGCGACCUUCUCGUCGAAGGCCUGCUCAACGCCGGUUACGUUGAAUCCGCCAAGGGAAUGGUCAGGAAGAUGAUCAAGGAAGGGAUCGUUCCCGACGUUGGAACUUUCAAUGCCGUGGUGGAGACAGUGUGCAAGGAAGACGUUCAAUUUUGCGUUGAUCUUUAUCACGAGGUUUGUGCUUUAGGGAUGGUUCCUGAUGUCAACACUUACAAGAUUCUCAUUCCCGCUGUUUCAAAAAGUGGCUCCAUUGAUGAGGCAUUUAGGUUACUCAACAAUUUCGUUGAAGAUGGUAACCGCCCAUUUCCUAGCUUGUAUGCGCCUGUUAUUAAGGCUCUGUGUAGGAGAGGGCAGUUUGAUGAUGCUUUUUGUUUCUUUGGGGAUAUGAAGGCCAAGGCACAUCCCCCUAACCGCCCUCUCUAUACCAUGUUGAUUACCAUGUGCGGCCGUGCCGGGAAGUUUGUGGAGGCCGCUAACUACCUCUUUGAAAUGACUGAGAUGGGGUUGGUCCCCAUCUCGCGCUGUUUUGACAUGGUUACUGAUGGGUUGAAGAAUUCUGGCAAACAUGAUUUGGCUAGUAGAGUGCAACAGCUCGAAGUUUCUAUCCGUGGUGUUUGAUGCAUCAUGUAUUUGUCUCUACCAUUAUUGCUCAUUCCCUGCCUCUCUCAAGCUCAAAAGUUCUCUAUACAUUGGAAUAUAGGUUUCUUCCCAUGAAAGAGGAACAAGAAAUGGACCAAAAGCUCUGAAACCUAUCCCCGUGGUUGUCCUAUGCAAGGGUUGUGGUUAGGCUUCCACGCUUUUUCUGUUGUGGCGGGAAACCUAAUCAAGGUAAUACUGGUGAACAGAAAGGUAGUCCAAGCUAAUCAAGCUGUUUGCGUAACACCAGAUGUUGGUUGACGUUCAGAGCCACCCAUAAGUAGGUCCUUUUGGUAGUCACGCUUUAUUUUAUUCUUGUUUCCCAUGCAAUGCCAUUAUUGGAUCCGAGAUUUUUUGCUUUAAAAGAUAAAUGGAGUAUGCAGUUCUUUGAUUUUAGUAUGCAGUUCUUUGAUGAUAUUUUUUUUUUUGUAUCCCGUAAAAUUCCUAUACACUUGCAUUUGUACCGGAAUGAGCUUUCAAGAAUUUUACAGGGGUGGUGAAAGAAAACCUUCUUGGAUACUAAAAGCCUGGUGUUUUAUCAAUUGUUUUAUUUCAUAUGCAAUCUUUAAAAAUGAAUUGGAAAUUGACAAAUCAAUAGUUUUAUAUUUAUCAAUAGUUUUAUUCUGUUUGGUAUAAUAAUGGUUGAUUUGCCUCUGCAUGUACGUAAAACUUGUUAUGAUUUUGAGGAUUUUAGUUUAAAAGUAGUAUGUUUAUGAUAGUAGAGUUGUAUGAUUUUAGUUUAAAAGUAGUGUUUUCCUAUGUUUUGUUGUUCAGUGUUGUUUUAUUUGGUUAAUUCUGCAAACUUUUUAUACCAGAUUGUAGACAUAAGUUUCUUUCAACAUUUUGUUGAUCAUGUUUAUAUACUUUUAAUUCUCGAAUUAGUCAAAUCUUAGUCUACAAGGACCACCUCUAUGCUUCUUAAUAUGACUUGUAUGAAAUAUGAUAUGACUAUUCUAGUUGAAGAUGAUUCAUGAUUUUGAUUAGGAAUAAUAGUUGACAUUUUAUUGGAUUGUAAAUGGUUGCGAUUAAACAUAAGGAAAUCUACUCGGUGAUGCCUUUUAUCUUAUGGUCUAAUAAUUUAUUAUCUUAUUUCAGACUACUAUGGCUGACAAUAUCUCACCUUCUGCCUUUGAAAAAGAACAAGUAGAUAUUCCUUUUUAUUCCGCCAAUUUUGAAAAAACUAACCUGGUGAUUGAUGUUAUUAUCUGAUAAUUUGAAAAUAAGUUCAACUUCAACUUUAGGUCAUUUUGGUGUUAUUUGAUUAUGUAGUAAUUAUUAUUUUUCGAUGAGUUUCAAUCAUUCAUGUGAUAAUGGAACAGGUAUUUGGAAUGGUUGAAAAGAAGAUGGAAUAUAGGGUCGAAUUAUUCAACAAGUAGGUUUCCCUGUUCUUGCUUGCCUUGAUAGUUUUACUGUUGUUAGCAAGUAUAAUGUAGGGUAUAGGUACUUUUUGUUUGAGAAGAUUCGUUGGUGGCAUAAUUCAUUUGGCUAAUUUUGUUAAUUUUUAUAUAUAGGAUGACCUAGACCUGUUUCAAAAAAUGUGUUGACAAUAAGUGGGGAAACUCUUCUCUAAUUUUAUUAACUGCUUGAAUAAUUCUCAUGUUUGAUGCUAUUCAUAUGCCAUCCAGUCCAAUCCACCCAAGUUGUAAAUUAGUUUCUUAUUUUGAUGAUGGCUCACUUAGUGUUAGUUCUUAUAAAUUGAAGUUAGAGGAAGUGUAAAGUAUAACCCUAUAGAAAGAUUGUUGGUGUUUUUUAAUCAAUGAUAUUUGGCCCAAUGCCACAACCCUUAUUCUCCUUCCUCUGUUUCUGAUUUGUAUUGUAAGGUGUGAAUUGGAGGAUGGUUUUCUUUGGGUUGAUGGUUGUGGAUUGGUUCUGUGUGUGCAAGGAAAAGUGAAAGUGAUGAUGGUGUUAGGAGUUGUGAAGAUGUCUAAGAAGAAGAAAAUGGGUUGAGACAUGGCAAAAAAGGAUGGAUCGGCCUCACGCAUAUAGCCCGACAACCCGACACUUAGAAGAUCAACCUCAUAGCAGUCAUAGAAGUUUAACAUAUUUGCAUACAACACGACAAGCAUCAUAGGAACUUGAUUGGUAGUAUGAUAGCUUGGUAGUUAGCGAGGAAGCUCAACUAGCAUUAUAACUAGUCUAACAGGAAGCAAGAAAGCUCGAUAGGCAGCAUGAGAACUCGGUUGGUAGUAUAACUAACUCGACAGGCAGAAUGAAAGCUUGGCAGGUAACAUGGGAACUCUGCAGACAUUAUUUGUAUAUUUAAAAAUAAAGAAACUAAAGUUUGGUCAAUCAAUGGACCCAUGUUGUAAGCCCGGGUGAUUGUCAUCAUAAUGUUUGGAUUUUUAACAUUGUUAAACCUAUUUACGAAUAUUGUAUAUUUAAAUUAUUUGUUUCCAUGAUUGAUUCUUAUAUAUUAUAUAAUUCUUUGCAA
Messenger RNA from Vigna radiata var. radiata (mung bean), 3961 nucleotides. Its product is annotated as pentatricopeptide repeat-containing protein At5g18390, mitochondrial. Gene Ontology annotation, molecular function: protein binding. The transcript has 3 exons. The record is from RefSeq and is a predicted model, not a curated record. The coding region runs from base 145 to 1512 and encodes 455 amino acids. Lineage: Eukaryota; Viridiplantae; Streptophyta; Magnoliopsida; Fabales; Fabaceae. Gene Ontology annotation, biological process: RNA splicing.